UUUUUUUUUACAAAAUGAAAACUAAAAAAAGAAUAGUUUCUAACACCAUAAUAGUAUGCCAAGCCUGAAAUGCAUAGACGCCACGGGUGAGUUAUUCACUUAUUUGUGAGUAAAUGGUUGUAUUUGUAUCUCUGUCUUGGUCUGGUCUGGUCUGGUCUGGUCCCUGCAACUGUGCAAGCCUUGCGCCGUCUUUUGCGUCCUCUUGGAGUCUUGGUUUUGGCUUCUUUCACUCUUGAAAACUUGGUUUCUCUUUGUUCGACCUUACGGAUUGUACUUGUGUAAAAUUUUAUUUUAAACCCAAUUGCUAAGUUUUAAUGCAUUUGGAUCAGUGUAGUUUUACUGCUUGGAGGAACACAGUUUUCCUCAACAAUUUUCUUCAUCGUGAUGCAUUUAUCUGGAUCUCUACCCUGAUUACUGGGUUUGCCUGUAAUUUCAUCUUUUCUUCAAUUAGCACGAUUUUUGAGGACCCCCUCUUAUUAAGAAGCACGAUACAUGAUUUGCGGCCUAUUUUUUGCUCUAAUGGUGAUUGGAAAAAAUCGAAUUGUUUAAGAAAAGGAGCUUAAUUUAUUUUGGAGGUUUUUGGUUUUCUUUAGGAGCCGUUGAAGAUUUGGUUUGACGGAUUUAUUUUACGCAGCUCCAGGUCCACCUUACUUAAGCCCGUAACAUAUUUUUGUUUAAAUUAAAUUCAAUGUAUACUUUUUUAUUCCAUUACUUACUGAUAAGGAUUUCUGCAUUCGAAAGGAACAUUUUAUUCUGUAAAUUAUAGUUACUGAAAUACCGGCAGUUUUCUCCCCUACUUUUUUCCCCUUCUAUUUGUUGCCUUAUAAGUAUAGUGGGCUGUCGUGUAGUGGGUUUUUUUGGUCAGGCUAAUUUGUCUUAAAUCCUUGAUAGCUUCAUUCAUGUAUGCUUCCUUGGGUUCUUUUGAACCUUGCAUGAAGAGUUAAGAAUAGUGAUGGGAGGUACUAGCAAUGGCUAAUUGCUUGAAUUUGGGUUAUUUCUGAGUACGAAAAACGGUGUUUCAGCCCUUCAUCAUGCCUUUGUCUGAGCUAUACCGGCUGGCUAGGGGGUAGCUUGAUUCAUCUCAAGAGAAGAAUCCUCCAUGUUCUACUGAUCUGUCUUUUGUGUAAGUUCCGUUUUACUCUAGUUCCUCAGUCUCUUUAAACAUUAAUUUCUUUGGUUCAUGGUAUUGAAUUAUAUGCAAUUUUCUAAUUUGGUUGUCUUGCGCCUUUUUGUCUUGCCUUUUCCCUAUGUGUUCGAAUGCAGACCUAAGAAUGACUUUGUUGAACUUGUAUGGGAAAAUGGUCAAAUUUUGAUGCAAGCUCAAUCAAGUAGAGCUAGAAAGAUUCCUGCUUGUAACAGCUUACCCUCUCAUUGUUUACCAUUGCACACUCCUAAGAGCAGACAUAAAGAUACAGGAAAUGUAGGAACUAAUACAAAAAUGGUAAAGUUUGGGGCAAUGGAUUCUGAAUUAAGCGAAAUUCCAAUGUCGGUGGCAUCUGGAGAAAUGGGUUUGGAUCAAGAUGAUGAAGUGGUGCCUUGGUUGAACUACCCUGUGAAUCAAUCUUUACGGGAUGAAUAUUCUGAUUUCUUGCCUGAAUUAUCUGGGGUCAGUGCAAAUGAGAACCCUAAUCUGAGUAACUUUGCAUCAUUUGACAGAAGAAACCAAUCCAUUAGAGAUUCCAGUACUAUUUCUCUAGAUGAUGGUGCUGGUUUUGAACAAGGAAAUCUGUCAAAGGUUCCUAGACUAGCAGAUGGCGAAGCUAUGCCUAGAACUGGUACCAGUCAAUUAUGCAUGCUGCCAUCACAUCCAUGUCAAACUUCUUCUCCAUAUUUUAGAUUACAAAUUUUGGAGAAUAUUAGUACUUGCUUGAGUCAUACCACCACCCACCGUUCCAUUUGCCGAGAUUCAGUGGGAGUCCAAAUACCAGAUGGUGGUUUGUCAGGCAUUAAGAUGCAGAAACAAGAUCCAGUACCACCUUGUAAUAAUACUGUCUUGAUGAAAAUUUCCCAUUUUUUGCAUCCUGCUACUCUUGUUAAAGCUAGUCUUAAGAACAUAGGUUCUAUGGCUAGCACUGAAAGAAUUGGAAGUAAGGAAAAGGGUUCUGCUGCCAGUAUUAGCAACCCUGCUGAUAUCACACUCAUUCAUUCAAAUAUUGAGUUACAGAAGGAAAAAUUUUCACAUUGCCAACCUAUGAUAGUGCCAAUGAAGACCGAUAUAAAAGAAUCUGAACCUAGGUCUCUAGAUGAAUCAGUUGCUGCUGAACCAACUGAUGCCAUCUGUGAAGAAAAUGUCCUCAAGAAUGAUAAAAACCCUAUUCAAGUUAUUGGUGAAAGUGCUUUUAUAGGACUGCCAGAUAGUGAUAAGGCUGUAGAGCCUGUGCUUGUUGCUUCCUCUGUUUGCUCUGGCAGUAGUGUAGAGAGAGCAUCUGAUGGUCCAGUACAUAAUUUGAAGAGAAAAAAUCGUGAUAAUGAGGAGUCUGAAUGUCCUAGUGAAGAUGCUGAAGAAGAAUCUAUAGGUAUGAAAAAAGCAGUUCCUGCUCGAGGAGGUAUAGGGUCUAAGAGAAGCCGAGCAGCAGAAGUGCAUAAUUUAUCUGAGAGGAGGCGAAGGGAUAGGAUAAAUGAGAACAUGCGUGCUUUACAGGCGCUCAUACCAAACUGCAAUAAGGUGGACAAAGCAUCGAUGCUUGAUGAGGCAAUUGAAUAUCUGAAGACACUUCAACUACACGUGCAGAUUAUGUCUAUGGGAGAUGGCUUGUAUUUGUCACCAAUGAUGUUAACAACUGGAAUGCAACACAUGCAUGCAGCUCAUGUGGUGCAUAUUUCACCCAUUGGUGUUGGAACGGGAAUGGAUAUGGGUUUUGGAAUACCAUUGCCUCACAUGAAUGCUGGAUCUUCUACUUGUCCUAUGGUUCAGGUGCCUCCAAUCCCUGGAGCACCUUUUUCUGGCCCAGGCCCACAUAUUUCAGGCCCCACUGCUCUCCAUGGGAUGGCAGGAUCUAACCUCCAUCUAUUUGGGCUUCCUGGUCAAGGAUUUUCCAUGUCAAUGCCACGUGCACCUUUGAUUCCUAUUUCUGGUAGGCAUCUCAUGAAAUCAGCCAUGGGAUUGAGUGCCUGUGGACUGGUAGGUCCUAUGGAUAAUAUGGAUUCAGCUACUGCUUCUAGUUCAAGGGAUCCAGUUCAGAAUAUCAACUCACAAGUGGCACAGAACACAAUGGCCAAUAGCUCAAUGAAUAAGACUCCUACUCAGUGCCCAACAACAACUCAAAGUUUGGAAUAGCCAGCUGUGGUGCAAGAGAAUGGUCAAUCCUCAGUAGUCACUGGUAUUGUACCUUUUAGAUCAGCAGAAAAUGAAAAAAAUACCUAAUAGGUUAAAAAUUGUUAGCUUUUUGACUGGAGGAGAUGAAUCCUUUUUGCUUCCUAUGGAUACUGAAGCUUUUUCUCCCUGAGGAGAUUGAACCUCUAUGAUGGUCAACUGAAUACUAAUUUCAGGACAAUACAGUCACAAUUUGCACAGAUUUUGAUAUGUUGAGGAGACUUGAAAUCUUUUCUUGCAUAUGUACAUUCAUUUAUACAAUCCAUGCAAAUAAUGCGAUGUCUAUCUAAGAGAUAAAUACCUCAAUUCAAUAGUAUGUAUUCAAAUGUUUGUUGUAGACCUAUGGUUAACCAAUUCUUUGAAUUCAUGAAAUGAUAAUUAUUUUUCCGUUACAUAUUAGGCAAUCAGUUUCUCUCUGUCUCGAUCUACAUAUUUUAGUCAAGUGAAGUAUGAUACAUAAAUUGUGGGUGGCAUAAUCAUCCAUCUCUUUUCAGCUUCCUGAAUGCAACAGGUAUGGAAUAUUUGAUACAGUCCAGAAUAUUCUGAUUUACAUGUUGCUGAUAAUUUGCUAUCACAAAGAAUUUAAAAAUUUACAGAGUUUACUAAUGUAAAUACUGACUCUGUCCUUGAUUUAGUCUUGAUUAGCUUAAAGCCAUAAACCUUAAAAGAG
Molecule: messenger RNA, 3983 nt
Organism: Durio zibethinus
Lineage: Eukaryota; Viridiplantae; Streptophyta; Magnoliopsida; Malvales; Malvaceae
Source: RefSeq, a predicted model, not a curated record